AUAUUAAUAUUGUUUGUUUCAAUAUAUAUUAUGAAUAGAAUGGCAUCAAGACUUGGAAGAGGACAACAACAACAACAACAAAGACCAAACUACUUCUUUGGUCUAAAGAUCACUAAUCAGUUGAUCAAUGCUCAGUUGAAGGAUGUGCAGGAUAGACUGUCAGUACGUGUGCCAGGCAUCAAGAGGUCAUUGACCUCAUCGGACAAGUUCCACUUGACCGUGUUUGUGAUGACACUCAAAGACCCAGCCACUGAACUACCCAUCGUCAAGUCAUUAAUGUCUCAGGCCAAGACACUAAUGAAUGAGGCUUACAAUAAUACUCCAUCAAAGGUUACUGUGAGUGGAAUAAGAUCAUUCUCAGAUAGAGUACUGUUCGCUGGACUGAAACAGGAUGAUGAUAAUGUAAGUUUGGGCAAGUUCGCAGCCAGUCUUACCAAACUGUUCCAGGACAAUAAGAUCGAUCUUGAAGAUAGAUGGAGUCCACACAUCACCCUAGCCAAGGGUAGAGGUGGUCCUGAGUUUACUGCUGCCAUCAAUGAUUGUGCACCUUAUGCCAACACAGAGUAUGGCGUUCAGAUGUUUGCCUCAAUGGACUUGAUGAGAAUAGGUAGUACUGAUCCCAUCACUAGAUACUAUGAGGUCACCGACACUGUACAGUUG
This is a messenger RNA of Acytostelium subglobosum LB1, 660 nucleotides long. RefSeq lists its product as hypothetical. The record is from RefSeq and is a predicted model, not a curated record. NCBI's taxonomy places the organism in Eukaryota, Evosea, Eumycetozoa, Acytosteliales, Acytosteliaceae. Gene Ontology annotation, cellular component: cytosol. Gene Ontology annotation, molecular function: protein kinase A regulatory subunit binding. The annotation marks the transcript as partial. The transcript has 3 exons.